CCGGCACAUGUGCAUUCCUGAGUCCCUGAUCGUCACCGCGCCGGCCGUCGUCUCCAAACAUUUUACCAAUCUCUUCCGCCAGGGUGCCGGUCGUCGCCUCCAACUGCGAGUUCAAAACCGCCGCAGAUGCAGAACCCCAACGGCACCAUCCUCCAGCUCUACCACUCCGGCCGUCUCUCUGCCGCCCUCCACGCCUUCCAAUCGCUCCCCUCCUCGCCCGCUCCCGCUCCUCUUUCCGCCGCCACAUACGCCGCCCUCGUCGCCGCAUGCUCCCGCCUCCGCUCCCUCUGCCAGGGCCGCCUCGUCCACCACCACUUGAUUGCAUCCCCUGAUGCCGGACUUGCCGGAAAUACUGUCCUCAACAACCACCUUAUCACCAUGUACGGCCGGUGCGCUGCCCCGGACUCUGCCCGCUUGGUGUUCGACGAAAUGCCUGCCAAGAACCCUGUCUCUUGGGCAUCUGUUAUUGCGGCACACGCGCAGAACAGACGCUCCACUGAUGCUCUCGUUCUGUUCUCUUCAAUGCUACGGGCGGGGACUGCGCCUGACCAGUUUGCGCUCGGCAGUGCUGUGCGUGCGUGCGCAGAGCUUGGGGACGUUGUUGUCGGGAGGCAGGUGCAUGCACAGUCUAUGAAGUCUGAUACUGGAAGUGACUUGAUUGUGCAGAACGCGCUGGUCACAAUGUACUCCAAGAGCGGCUUUGUUGGGGAUGGUUUCUCGCUCUUCACGAGGAUGAGGGAGAAAGACCUGAUUUCCUGGGGGUCCAUUAUUGCAGGGUUUGCACAGCAAGGGUGCGAAAUGGAGGCGUUGCAGAUUUUCAGGGAGAUGAUUGCUGAGGGGCUGCAUCAUCCCAAUCAGUUCCAUUUGGGAAGCGUGUUUAGGGCUUGUGGGGUUCUGGAUAGUUUGGAGUAUGGGGAGCAGAUUCAUAGCUUGUCUGUGAAGUAUAGGCUGGACUGUAACUCGUAUGCAGGUUGUUCAUUGAGCGACAUGUAUGCCCGAUGCAAGAAGUUGGAGUCUGCAAGGAAAGUGUUUUAUGGGAUUGAUGCUCCAGAUUUGGUUUCUUGGAAUUCAAUAAUCAAUGCUUGCUCUGUUGAGGGCCUUCUUAGUGAGGCUAUGGUACUGUUCUCUGAUAUGAGAGACUCUGGCCUCAGGCCUGAUGGCAUUACCGUUAGGGGCUUGUUAUGUGCGUGUGCGGGCUGUGAUGCUUUACAGCCUGGCAGAUUGAUCCACUCCUACUUGUUCAAAGUGGGUUUGGAUGGGGAUGUUUCAGUAUGCAAUUCUUUACUCAGCAUGUAUGCGCGGUGUAUGGAUUUCUCCUCUGCGAUGGAUGUUUUUCACGAGACAAGAGAUCGUGAUGUUGUCACCUGGAACAGCAUUCUUACUGCAUGUGUACUGCACCAGCAUCUGGAAGUAGUCUUUGAGUUGUUCAACCUUUUGCAGAGGUCGGUGCCGAGUCUGGACGGGAUCAGUUUAAACAAUGUUCUGAGUGCUUCUGCCGAGUUGGGUUACCUUGAAAUCGUGAAACAGGUCCAUGCAUACACCUUCAAAGUAGGUCUGGUGAACGAUACAAUGCUGAGCAAUGGUCUAAUUGAUACCUAUGCUAAAUGUGGAAGUUUAGAUGAUGCUGCAAAGCACUUUGAAAUGAUGGGCACCAACUGUGACGUGUUCUCUUGGAGCAGUUUGAUUGUUGGCUAUGCCCAAUCUGGUUACGCAAGGAAAGCACUUGAUUUAUUUGCGAGGAUGAGAAACUUGGGAAUCAAGCCAAAUCAUGUAACAUUUGUUGGGGUUCUCACAGCAUGCAGCCGCGUCGGCUUUGUCGAUGAAGGCUGCUAUUACUACAGUAUUAUGGAGCCUGAACAUGGCAUUCUUCCAACAAGAGAGCAUUGUUCAUGUGUCAUUGACUUGCUAGCACGUGCUGGGAGACUAACUGAGGCAGCAAAAUUUGUUGAUCAAAUGCCAUUUGAGCCCGAUAUUGUGAUGUGGAAGACCCUGCUUGCUGCUAGCAAAACACAUAAUGACGUGGAGAUGGGAAAGAGGGCAGCAGAAGGCGUUUUGAAUAUUGAUCCUUCCCAUUCUGCUGCCUAUGUCUUGUUGUGCAACAUAUAUGCUGCUUCUGGUGAUUGGAAUGAGUUUGCAAGAUUGAAGAAGGCAAUGAGAAGCAGUGGUGUUAAGAAAUCACCAGGGAAGAGCUGGGUUAAGCUAAAGGGGGAGCUAAAAGUCUUUAUAGUAGAGGACAGAUCGCAUCCAGAGUCUGAGGAAAUUUACACAAUGCUUGAUAUAGUUGGAAUGGAAAUGAUAAAAGCUGGUUAUGUUCCAAAGCUACCAUGUCAAUACACUAGUUUUGAUCAUACAAAUAGUGAUUUGUCAGAUGAAGACAUGAGUAUGGAAUAUGGUUGAGUCAGGUCUUCUUGGGGGUUUGUUAGAAUUGGCCAACCUACCAAAUCUGUAUGGCACUUGGUCUUUGUGACCGUGUGCUGUAUUUGAUUAAUUAAUCCGCAGUCCAGCAGGCCAUUGGUUUCUUUUCCAUAAAUAGAUGGAAAGAAGAGGUAAGUUUGUGACCAGAAGCUGUUCCUUUUCCUUUGGCUUCCAUAUGUGAAGAGAAAUAUGUCUUACCUGGUUGUUUGAACAGUCUACCUAGUAAGCCUGCUGAGGCCUGAAAGAGCUACUAAAGUGAUCUUGCUAUUUGAUAGAUAAAGGGCAAGUUAAAUGUGUUUGAAUGACCACAUGGUCCUACUAAGUAGGAUUUUAGUAGUGGAGCAAGAUACUGGGGUCAAGAGUCUGAGCUGUACAGAAUGGUCAAAGACCAGUCUCUUUUAAUCUACCACUGAACUGAGAAGCUUUUCCUUUUUAAGGGUAUCAGCUUGUCAGCACGAGUUCUACCUGAAGGAAGUUCAGAGUAACAUAUCUCAUGCAAGCUAGUUCUGCGGAUAUAUGUAUUUGGUGAAGACAACAAUUACAGAAUGAAUUCACAAGGGAGUAACAGAAACACAUGUAGUAGCAACAUGGGGACGGUGGACUGUUCAAAAAUUCAAUAGAAUCUCACCUCAUUAUUUUCCUCAGAAGGUUUGGUAGUCACCAGCAGUCUAUCAGGUAUUACUACAGAUUUACAGUUGCAAAUAAAGCUGAUCUAUGGAAUGCGUGUUUACAUCAUAGGGUUAAGGAUUUGGUUAGGCCAAAGCUAUUGGCUUGGAUCAAGGGUCUACCCUGAUCAUGUAUUCAGUAGAUAUGAUACCAGGUUGGAGGCAAAAUCAAACCUGUGAAACUGGCAGAGCAUCAUUUGUUGACUUCUUCUUGCUCUCCCUGACUGAGAAGAAGGAAUACAAUGCCAUACCAAAUAUGGCGACCAGAAUGCCUAAUAUGUUCUUCAUGGUGAAAGGAUCGUGUAGUAGAGUGUAGCCAAAAGAGAGAACAAGACAUGUCUUAAGGUGGCCAAGCACCUGGUAUGUGACUGGAGACGUUGUUCCAAUCACAAGAAAUGUACUGAAGUUCACAGACACCGCAAUCAAGCAAGAUAGGAUGAUGAAACCCUGCAUAUAAUUCAUGAUAAAGAGCAUCAUGUUGCAUGUAUUGUCCAUCGAAAUCUGAGAUAUUUGUAACUGCAUGAAAUAUUCAGAACAUACCACAACUGGAGUGGUGUAUUUGUGGGCGAAGACACUGCGGUUUGUAAGGAGUCGAUCCACAAACGGGCCGGUCGCAAACAAAAUUGCUGCUUGGUAUGGCGCAGAUUGGUAAAGAAGCUGCGUUGAGGAGACCUUCAGUUUCUUCUGUAUUGUGUUUGUGAGCUUCAUUCAAAGUUGUCGGGUUAAGGAUACCAUGUGGCUACGGUAACAAGAUAAAGAUUCACCUAUUUUUAUAUGAAAGUUCAUGCAACCUAAUUCAGAAGGAAUCUAGCACUAAGAAAUAAGAAUUUUGAUGAUUCACAAAUAACAUAUAUGGUUCUCCAGCCUUUUAAGAAAACCUGCUAAGACUACUGCAAGUUGCAUUUAGAAUAUAAGGUUUCGAAUAA
Molecule: messenger RNA, 4006 nt
Organism: Triticum aestivum (bread wheat)
Lineage: Eukaryota; Viridiplantae; Streptophyta; Magnoliopsida; Poales; Poaceae
Product: pentatricopeptide repeat-containing protein At3g53360, mitochondrial
Exons: 3
Coding region: 127-2397 (756 amino acids)
Biological process (GO): RNA modification
Cellular component (GO): intracellular membrane-bounded organelle
Molecular function (GO): protein binding; RNA binding
Source: RefSeq, a predicted model, not a curated record